CUGUUCAGCCUCUGCAGAUGAACUGUGGAUGAAGCUGAUUCACCUCUGCUGUGUGAGACAGCUUCAGACUCAGUGUAUCUGUGUGUUGAAGCCUCAGUGAGCUCAGCCUCCUCCUCUCCAGAGACUCAGGAAGAGGAAGUCCUCCCUCCGUCCCCUCUGAGCUGUGGUUCAGUCUGAGGCUCAGUCAGCAGUGAGACAUCAUGGAGGUCACAGCUCUCUGCUUCAGACUGAUGAUGGUUCUGAUGGUUCUGUUGGACUCUAAUGUUCACUCACAAACAGAUGGUUCAUUGUUUCUCAUCGUUCCAAACAGACUUCAGUUCUUUCAAUAUGAGUCUGUGUCGUUUCACUGUGAGCUUCCUGAUGGGUCAUCUCAGCUGAGAGGAAUCAGGAAUAAUAACCAGUUUGUUCCUAACUGUGAUAUGAGAAGAACAUUAACCUGUAAUAUUGAGCCAGCCUAUGACACAGACAGUGGAGAGUACUGGUGUGAGACUGAAGGAGGAGAGAGAAGCAGCACAGUCAACAUCACUGUCACUGCUGGUCCUGUGAUCCUGGAGAGUCCUGCUCGUCCUGUGAUGGAGGGAGAUGAUGUGACUCUGCGCUGCAGACACAAGACAAAGUCCAUCAACCUCCAGGCUGGUUUCUACAAAGACGGUAUAUUAAUGAAGAGAAGUUCUGUAGGAGAGAUGACCAUUAACAAUGUCUCCAGGUCUGAUGAAGGACUGUACAGGUGCAGCAUCUCUGGUGUUGGAGACUCAGCAGAGAGCAGACUGACUGUCAGAGAACCUCAGCCUUCCCACCAUCGCUCCUCUGACAUCCUCAUCCCGCUGUGGAUUUCUGUCACGUUGACAUUAGUCCUGGUUCUGCUGCUGCUGCUGGGACUCUUUCAUUUCAGGAACCACAGAGACGCUGCUGAUAAUUUGAGCCUCUGCCUUCAGACAAACCACAGCAGAGACCCACAGACAGAAGAAGUGAAGGUGAUCAGUGAUUGUGAUUGGUCACAGGUGCGGAAGAGGAGCCACGAAGAGAGGCGCGCGGAGCGGGAGGAGCGAAAGACGCUAAGGUGGAUUCGAGAAACCAGAACCAGUCUCUGUAAACACGGUUCUGAGCUCAGUCUCAGCUGA
Messenger RNA from Lates calcarifer (barramundi perch), 1121 nucleotides. Its product is annotated as low affinity immunoglobulin gamma Fc region receptor III-A-like. The record is from RefSeq and is a predicted model, not a curated record. Bases 201 to 1121 code for a protein of 306 amino acids. The transcript has 7 exons. Lineage: Eukaryota; Metazoa; Chordata; Actinopteri; Centropomidae. Gene Ontology annotation, molecular function: transmembrane signaling receptor activity. Gene Ontology annotation, biological process: cell surface receptor signaling pathway.